AUGGAUGAUUUGCCUGAGACCAGCUGCACCAAUGAAGGAACUGAUUUAGAAACCUUGGACUAUCUAAGAGGCGUUAAAUCUUCUACGUGUUUAUUAUUACCAAUGACUCCUAGUCCAACGCCGUUGGACUUUAAGCAUCCACUCUCUGAGGAAAUGAACGAAGACCAACUUCUUAGCUUAGCGGAUGAUCCUAAAAUGAGUACUAUGCAGAAUUCAGAUGCAUCUGCUGGAGAUUCUAGUUCAUCAGGGGACUCUAAUUCUGUUGUCCAAGAUCCAGUCAGCGCUCAGCUAAUUAAUAAUAUAAGUAUGUUAGACUAUCAAACAUUGAGCAAAAAUGGAGAUAUGAUUAUCAGACAACCUGAAGGUUGCAAAAUCAAUGGAAAUAUAACUGUCAACAAUAGAAAAUUGCCAAAUUUUGUGAAUUGGAACUGGAUUGUUAUAAGAAAGAUAUUACUCUGGAGUGGUUACUUAGCGAUGUUCGACUUGUCAUUGAAUACCAGCUCGUUCGAACACCUGGUGUUUGGAUGUAAGAGUCCGAUAGAUUUUGUAUUGAACCAUAGGUGGAAGAUGCUGAUAAGGAUGUCGAUAGAUAUGGGGUACUUCGGUAUUGAAGACUACUCUUAUGGAUAUUUGACAUUCGUGACUCCGUUAGUUUGUGAUCGAGGUAGUUUUGUUGCGAAACAGCAGGAUCCUGCAGCGGAUAGUAAACGUAAUCUACGUCGCUAUAUAACUGUUGAUGGAAAACGGGAUUCUGCGGUGGAGGUGGUGGCGGGAGACGUGAUG
Messenger RNA from Iphiclides podalirius (scarce swallowtail), 783 nucleotides. The record is from the annotation of a GenBank genome assembly. Lineage: Eukaryota; Metazoa; Arthropoda; Insecta; Lepidoptera; Papilionidae.